AUGGGUAGGGUCAUUCGCAACCAACGUAAGGGUCGCGGCUCUAUCUUCACGGCCAACACCCGCCUGAACAAGAACCCCGCCCAGUUCCGCACGCUCGACUUCGCUGAGCGCAAUGGAUACAUUCGGGGUGUCGUAAAGGAGAUCGUCCACGACUCCGGCCGUGGCGCUCCUCUCGCCAGGGUCAGCUUCCGCAACCCGUACAAGUUCAAGCACAACACCGAGACCUUCAUUGCCAACGAGGGCAUGUACACUGGCCAGUUCAUCUACGCCGGAAAGAACGCUGCGCUCACCAUCGGCAACGUCCUUCCCCUCGCUUCCGUCCCCGAAGGUACCGUUCUCACCAACGUCGAAGACAAGAACGGUGACCGUGGUGCGCUCGGCCGUACCUCCGGUAACUACGUUACCGUCAUCGGCCACAACCCCGAUGAGGGCAAGACCCGUGUCAAGCUCCCAUCUGGUGCCAAGAAGGUCCUCCCCAGCUCAUGCCGUGGUAUGGUUGGUAUCGUCGCUGGUGGUGGCCGCACAGACAAGCCUCUCAUGAAGGCGUCGCGUGCUAAGCACAAGUUCGCUGCCAAGCGCAACAGCUGGCCCAGGACUCGUGGUGUUGCCAUGAACCCCGUCGACCAUCCUCACGGUGGUGGUAACCACCAGCAUAUCGGUAAAGCCUCGACCAUCUCCCGGUACGCUACCCAGGGUCAAAAGGCCGGUCUCAUCGCCGCGCGGAGGACAGGUCUGCUCCGUGGUACCCAGAAGACAAAGGACUAG
This is a messenger RNA of Alternaria atra, 765 nucleotides long. RefSeq lists its product as uncharacterized. The coding region runs from base 1 to 765 and encodes 254 amino acids. The transcript has 5 exons. Gene Ontology annotation, cellular component: cytosolic large ribosomal subunit; ribosome. Lineage: Eukaryota; Fungi; Ascomycota; Dothideomycetes; Pleosporales; Pleosporaceae. Gene Ontology annotation, biological process: cytoplasmic translation. The record is from RefSeq and is a predicted model, not a curated record. Gene Ontology annotation, molecular function: structural constituent of ribosome; RNA binding.